AUGCAAGAUAAAAUAAAAGAGAUGAUUUUAGUGGUUAGACCAACCCAAGGAAAUGGUCUCAUUCCACUUAAUGAAUUAGAAUCAAUUCUAGUCUAAAUUGGUUUCGAUUUCUUGACCAAUCAAUUAGAUGAAAUAAAUCAAGUUUUGGACUAAAGCGAUAGUGGCUUCUUCUACUAAGAUGAUUUGGUUGAGUAUUUGUAUAAUAAUCACACAUAAGAUUAUACAGAAGAAGCAAAGCUGAAGAAAGCCAUAUAGAUGUUUGACUAUGAAGGCAAGGGAAAGAUUAAAUAUGAGGAAUUUGAGUAUUUCAUGAUGAACUUUGGGGAAUCUGAAAAUCAUUAUAUGGAUGAAGCCAAGAUAUAGCUGUUGCUGGAGUGCUGUAAGCCAUUAGAUGCUAAUGGAAAUAUACUAAUACAAACUCUGGUGGAUAAUAUAAAUCUAUGUUGGAAAAGAUAUAAGAACCCCAAGAAAACUCUUAAAUGA
Stylonychia lemnae is the source of this 483-nucleotide messenger RNA. NCBI's taxonomy places the organism in Eukaryota, Ciliophora, Spirotrichea, Sporadotrichida, Oxytrichidae. The record is from the annotation of a GenBank genome assembly.